UUUGCAUAAAUGUCAUUACACCCAACAAACUCUUUUUUUUUGCUUUCUUUCUUUACAUUUGCCCUUCAUUCUGCCCUGUUUUAAUUUUUGUUUUGGUCCUUCCUUUACAUUGAUUUCAGUUUUGCUUAAAGGCCAAACCAAACAAAGAAGAGUCCUCCCUCAAACCCCAAGGACAGGACAGGGCCUGUGAAGUUUUCCCGUCAAAAAGCUUUUCACUUUCUGUCACAUGACGGAUUUCCAAAUCCCAAUGGCCGUCGAGCCAAACGGCGUCCCGUUACUUACAAAUGACGCACAAAUUCCCGUCCGCCUGAAGCAGGAGGAGACGACGACGACAGCAACGAUUGUGAGCAACAGUCUGUCAAUUGACGGCAGUGACAGCCAGGACAAGGCUCCCAGGUUGCCGAGGUGGACCAGGCAGGAAAUUCUGGUGCUGAUCGAGGGUAAAAAGGAGAUUGAGAGCCGAGGGAAGAAGCCCAGAGUGGUUGUAGAUGGGCAGGUGAAUACAGAGUCAAAAUGGUCUGCGAUUUCCAAUUAUUGCAAGCAGCAUGGGGUAAACAGGGAGCCAGUGCAGUGCAGGAAGCGGUGGGGGAAUUUGUCCGGGGAUUAUAAGAAGAUUAAGGAGUGGGAGAAUAAUUGUCAGGGUAAGAGUGAGGAUGAAAUUCUGUCGUUUUGGGCUAUGAGGAAUGAUAUUAGACGGGAGAAUAAGCUGCCGGGGUUUUUUGACAGGGAGGUUUAUGAUAUUUUGGAGACUUAUGUUGGGGGAGGGGGAGGGGAUGGUAGUAGACGGGAAAUUAAGGUGGUUGAGGCUGAGGUGAGAGGGGAGGCUGAAGCUGAGGUUGAGGCUGAGGCAGAGGCAGAGGCUGAGGCUGAGAUUGAGGUUGAGGCUAUUUUUGAUAGCGGCCGGCCUUGUGGAGGGGAGGAAGGAGGAUUGUUUAGUUCUGAUUUCGAGCACUCAGCUGAGGAGGUAGAUGUGCAUGUGGAAUUGGGAAGGAGUCCUGUGAAGGAGGUUGUGCUUGAGAGCCCCACCACCACCGCUGCCACGCCGCCUCCUCCUCCGCCUCCUAGGCAUGGUGCCAAGACUGAAAAUGUGCCAAUUCCAAUUGCUGAGAAAGGAUCUGCCUCUUGUGCAUCUGGCCAAAAGAGGAAACGAUCUUCAUCUGAAGGUGAAAGCGACAGUGACCUGAGGGAUCAGUUGCUUUCUGUUUUAGAAAGAAACAGCAGGGUAUUGACUGCACAUGUGGAAGCACAGAAUAUGAAUUGUCAACUGGACAGAAAUCAAAGAAAGGACCAUGCAGAUAGUUUGAUAGGAGUUUUGGGAAAGCUUGCUGACGCUUUGGGAAGAAUAGCUGACAAGUUAUAGUAAUUUUCUAUUGUAGUUCAGACUAUGCAAAACAUAUCAUCAUCAGGUUUGCCUUUAUUUUGAGUAGAAGCAAGGGUCUUUACAUUUUAUAUAAUGGGUUAGUGGAAUAAAUUCCUUACAGCAUUUUUUCAAUGUAAUUCAACAUAAUAAAUAUUAAGGAUACCAGUGACCCUUAGAUUGAGAAUGCAUUGUACAGCUUCCAUGUUGGAUUGAUCUCGAUUCGGGCAUGUUUUCAUCCUUUUUAUUGGAUUGAAAUUAUUUCUCCCCUAUCCUGAAAUUUGUACAGUUCUAAAUUCUUACAAUCGAGGGGAGCAUAGAUCUGGUUGGCAGAUGCUGCUCAAGAGUAAUUUGCACAGGACAAUACAAAAAUAAUUAUAUGGGUCUGUACAGAUUAAAUUUAGGAUCAGUUCGAUAUUUUAGUUAGGAUAUAAUAGCUCUUUUAAGGCAGCGAAAUGAUAUUUUUUUAGAGCACAAAUGAUUUUGUGGGUUAUGUAAUAUAUCAAGCAAUGGAAUAUUUAACAUCAUUUUUAUGCCAUUAUAUGCAGAAUGGUUGUAAACUUGUGUAUGCAUAUGUACAAGAGUGUUUACAAAUUCUUGAACAUU
Molecule: messenger RNA, 1963 nt
Organism: Cryptomeria japonica (Japanese cedar)
Lineage: Eukaryota; Viridiplantae; Streptophyta; Pinopsida; Cupressales; Cupressaceae
Product: trihelix transcription factor ASR3
Exons: 2
Coding region: 227-1360 (377 amino acids)
Source: RefSeq, a predicted model, not a curated record